GGGGGCUCUAGGGGCCCCCCGGGUGGGAUGCUCCGCGCAAACCCCCCGCACCCGCGUUAAAUGAGCCCGGAGAGCGCGGAGAAGCAGCCCAAGCGCCGGCGGUGGGGGACACUCUUGCUGCAGACGCCCAAGGAGCUCCACGCCAUGACUCUGGCCGCGUACAAAGAGAAGAUGAAGGAGCUGCCUCUCGUCUCCCUCUUUUGCUCCUGUUUCCUCUCGGACCCCCUGAACAAGCCGGCGUACACGUAUGAAGCAGACACGGUUGACCUCACCUGGUGCGUCAUCUCCGACAUGGAAGUCAUCGAGCUCAACAAGCGCACCUCGGGGCAGUCCUUCGAGGUCAUCCUCAAGCCCCCCUCGUUCGACGGCGUCCCCGAGUUCAACGCCUCCCUGCCCCGCCGGCGCGACCCGUCCCUGGAGGAGAUCCAGAAGAAGCUGGAGGCGGCGGAGGAGAGGAGGAAGUACCAAGAGGCCGAGCUGCUGAAGCACCUGGCGGAGAAGCGGGAGCACGAGCGGGAGGUCAUCCAGAAGGCCAUCGAGGAGAACAACAACUUCAUCAAAAUGGCCAAAGAGAAGCUGGCGCAGAAGAUGGAGUCCAACAAGGAGAACCGGGAGGCCCACUUAGCGGCCAUGCUGGAGCGUUUGCAGGAGAAGGACAAACACGCGGAAGAAGUGAGGAAAAACAAGGAGCUCAAGGAAGAAGCCUCCAGGUAAAGAGGCGAUGGUUGGACUGACAGCUCCGGGGAGGUGGCGGAGGCUGCCGCAAGCGCAAGGUCGGAUGGUGGAAGGGUGGACGUUCCUCUGCUUUCUUUGUUCGUGAAUGUAAAGAGUUGACAAGUGAAGCCAUCCUAUUCGUUUCGGGGAGGGUGGGGAGGGAGGAGGAAGAAGGGAGGGUGGGCGGGAGGGUGCCGGCUUCGGGAUGCCCAUCUCCUUGGUGGGUGUCACGCACCACCCGUCAACCAGGUCCGGAGGAGACAGCCGAGGGCUGGCGAAGCGGAGGAGGUGGCCUCCCCCCUCCCCCAGGGAAAAGCUGGUGUGUGUGUGUGUGUGGGGGGGGACACGGAGCAGGUGGGGAGGGAACGGGGCAGGGAAAUGUGCGUCUUGUGUGACUUUAAUUUAGUGCUGGGCAGGCAGGGUGGGCAGGCGGGCGGCCCUCCGACUUCUUUCUUCUCCUCCAUCCCACCCCAUCGAUGGGCAGCGGCAUCUCUUGGCGUCCCUCUCUCCUUUUUUCCCGCCUGGACUCAAGGCCUCUUGCCCAGAGCAGGCGUUAUUUGCCCAUAGACCUUACGGAACCAUUUUGGGGAAGGGGGAGAAGAGAUUCCCCCCCAUUGGAGGUGGUCAGAGUGUGAGGCUCACUUGCUCCAAGGGCUUUAUCCGGCCGUGGGAGAUGCUGAUGAUCCUUUUCAAGGGUGAAAUUGAAAAUCCCCGUGACUUCCCAAAGAGCUGCUUUUUUUGUAAGAACCUGCUGAGAAUCGUCUUUGUGGGAACUCCUGGAUGAAGUCCCCUUUUCCACUGUGGAGCAGCUGGAGAGCCAUCGGCUUAGAGGUUAUUUGAAAAGGGAGAUCAGCCCCACGGAGAGCGAGAGCAGGAGAGGAAAACAGGGCAGGGAUGUGGAAAGGACAGGAAAAAAAAACAAGAGGGAAAGAGGAGCUGGGGGAGCCGAGGCUGGAGAGCCAGAGGUGGGAUGGAGAUGCCUCUCUGGAGAGCAGGAGAAGACAACAGCCAUAGGGAGCCCCUGGGGACAGGGUUGGCACCUCCUGGUGACACCGGGGAAGACCGGGCUGGGACCCACCAACAGCUCCUGACCAGCCCAGAAGGUGUUUUAGGGGAGAUGCCGUGCAAUCUCCUGGGUGGUCGUUGCCUCCAGGGAGGGUGAGAGAAGCAGAGAGCUCGCAGUGAGAUCCUUCUCGGCGGGAGAAGAAGGAGAGCCUGUUUUCUGUUGGGCGUGGGGUGGGUAUGGCCCCUCCUCUCCCGGUUGCCAGCGGGCAGUGGUCCCAGUACCGCAACGCCCUGGCACCUCAUCAGCCCCCAACCCUAAUGCUAACAGAAGGUUUGGUCUCCGCUAUGGCCAGGUAAAGGCUUUCCAAGCUCUGAUUCAGGUCUGGAGGGAACCGUGUCUCUUUACCUGUGCAAUGAGAUGCUCGCCCGCACCCAGGAGCCCCGGGGGGGGGGACCAGCCCUUGGGGGGGGGGAGCAUGGGAGAGGGUGGCGGGCGAAGGAGACGGAGGGGGCUGUUCUAGCUGUGGCACGAGCUGUCGUUUUUUUUUUUGUAUACAACUGUUGUAAAUAAACUGCCUUGGCAUUUCUUUCGUUUUCUCA
Molecule: messenger RNA, 2319 nt
Organism: Tyto alba (common barn owl)
Lineage: Eukaryota; Metazoa; Chordata; Aves; Strigiformes; Tytonidae
Gene: STMN4
Product: stathmin 4
Exons: 6
Coding region: 61-714 (217 amino acids)
Biological process (GO): microtubule depolymerization; neuron projection development; regulation of microtubule polymerization or depolymerization
Cellular component (GO): neuron projection; cytoplasm
Molecular function (GO): tubulin binding
Source: RefSeq, a predicted model, not a curated record